AUGAUUUAUUCAAUUUUAAUAGAAUAUUGGUAUGUCACAAUAUUAUCACUUAUAAUUCUCAAAAUCAUAAUUCAAAAAUUAUAUUACAUCCAUGUUGCAAAUAAGCUAGGUGCAAAACCAGCAACAAAUCAAAAUUAUGAUGGAUCUUUGGGUUUCAGAUCUGGUUAUGAAUUAAUCAAAUCAAAGCCUAAAGGUACUCAUAUUGAAUUAUUAUCAAGUAAGUAUGAAAAUGUUAAAAUCCCUAGUGUUCACACCUAUACAGAAUUAAUUUUUGGUUUGGAAACUAUAUUUACAAAAGACCCAGAAAAUAUAAAAGCUUUGUUAAGUACUCAAUUUAAUGAUUUUUAUCUUGGUGAAAGAUUAAAUUAUUUUGGUCCAUUAUUAGGAAAAGGUAUUUUCACAUUAGAUGGUUCUGGAUGGAAACAUUCAAGACAAAUGUUGAGACCUCAAUUUUCAAGAAAUCAAGUUGGUCAUGUAAAAGCAUUAGAACCACAUGUUCAAUUAUUGAAACAACAUAUUAUUAAAAACAAGGGCUCAUUUUUCGACUUACAAGAAUUAUUCUUUAGAUUUACAAUUGAUUCAGCUACCGAGUUUUUAUUUGGUGAAAGUGUUGGUUCUUUAAAAGAUGAAGCAAUUGGGUUUAAUCAAGAAGGAGAUGAACUCAAUAAAAUCCCUUGUAGGAAAGAAUUUGCACAAGCUUUCAAUGUUUCACAAACUUAUUUAUCAAAUAGAGCAACAUUACAAAAAUUAUAUUGGUUAAUUGACUCAAAAGAAUUUAGAGAAAGUAAUAAAAUUGUUCAUAAAUUUAGUGAUUAUUAUAUUAAUAAAGUUUUAAAUGCUACACCAGAAGAAAUUGAAAAACAAAGUGGUUAUGUAUUUUUAUACGAAUUAGUUAAAGAAACAAGAGAUCCACAAACAUUAAAAGAUCAAGCACUAAAUAUUUUAUUAGCUGGUAGAGAUACAACUGCUGGUUUAUUAUCAUUUGCUAUAUUUGAAUUAGCUCAACAUCCAGAAAUGUGGGAAAAAUUAAGAAAAGAAAUAUUAGAAGCUUUCGGAAAUGAUGUAAGUGAAUUAAUAACAUUUGAAUCAUUGAAGAAAUGUGAGUAUCUAAAAGCUGUAAUAAAUGAAUCAUUAAGAAUGUAUCCUAGUGUACCUAAAAAUGGAAGAGUAGCAGUUAAAAACACAACAAUUCCAAGAGGUGGUGGACCAGAUGGUAAUUCUCCAAUAUUAGUUAAAAAAGGUACAACUGUAAUUUAUAAUAUAAAUGCUACUCAUUUUGAUGAAGUUUAUUAUGGUAAAGAUGCAAAAGAAUUUAAACCAGAAAGAUGGUUUGAAGAAUCUACUAGAAAAUUAGGUUGGUCUUAUUUACCAUUCAAUGGCGGUCCAAGAAUUUGUUUAGGUCAACAAUUUGCAUUAACUGAAGCAUCAUAUGUAAUUGCAAGAUUAGUUCAAACUUGUUCAAAAUUAAGUAUUAAACCAAAUUCAUUUCAAUAUCCACCUAGAAAAUUAUCACUUUUAACAAUGUGUUUGAUGGAUCCCUUAUUGGUUAAAUUUGAAGAAUAA
Insectozyma verbasci is the source of this 1563-nucleotide messenger RNA. The record is from the annotation of a GenBank genome assembly. NCBI's taxonomy places the organism in Eukaryota, Fungi, Ascomycota, Pichiomycetes, Serinales, Debaryomycetaceae.